This is a messenger RNA of Sesamum indicum (sesame), 2612 nucleotides long. RefSeq names its product KH domain-containing protein. Lineage: Eukaryota; Viridiplantae; Streptophyta; Magnoliopsida; Lamiales; Pedaliaceae. The record is from RefSeq and is a predicted model, not a curated record. Gene Ontology annotation, molecular function: RNA binding.
CACACACACACACACAGCACGAGAGGAGCGAGAGAUGUACCUACAGAUUCAGAUAAAGAAAUAGAAAUCCAACAAAGGAAAAACAAAAAGCUCCAAGUAUUCACCCACGUCCUACUAACUUGUUCCUACCAAACCCUAGCUCUUAUUCUGACCUUGUCUGAUCCCCAAAACUACCAUGGCGGAGGAGAAAGUCAUCACCUCGGCAGAAGCUAGCCCUAUCGCCGCCGCAGAUGGACACAAAAGAAAGCUUGACGAUAUGGAGCUCAACAACGCGCCUCAACCGCUCACCGACUCUGAACCCAAACUCGAUCCUGACUCCCUCAAUCAGGAGGAGGAGAAUGGCGGUGCAGAUGAAUCUGACACUAAACGCCCCCGUUUAGCGAGUAACGGAGAUAAUGUUAGCGAAUCCGAUGGCCUAGCAGUUCCACAGAAUGGUCACCAAGAGGGUGGGAAAGAAGAUGUGCCUAAAGAGGAAGAUUCAACACUGCCCGAGUCUGCAGCUGACACUGCCCAUCCUGCAGAGGACCAAGAACCUAGAGAAGAACCUUCUGAGAAAAUUAAUGAAGAACCAGCUUCCGUUGAGAAUGAGAAAACUCAGAUUGGAACUACUGAUGAUGUAGAACAACCAAAAGCAGAAGUUGAAGCACCUUCUGAGGAGCUUCCUAGAGAGGGGGACGUUCCAGUUCCCUCUGAUGAAAGGCAACCAGGCUCCGAUACCGAAAUACUAUCACGCAAAAUGGAGGUUCCCAAUGACAAGGUCGGGGUUCUCAUUGGCAAGGCAGGGGAUACCAUUCGGUCCUUGCAGGACAACUCAGGUGCCAAAAUUCAGAUUAUGAGGGAUGCUGAUGCGGAUCCACGGUCUGCCACCAGGCCUUUGGAAAUAGUUGGAACUUUGGAAAAUAUAAACAAGGCCGAGAAGUUGAUAAAGGACGUAAUUGCUGAGGCUGAUGCUGGAGGUUCUCCUUCACUUGUUGCUCGAGGAUUCAGCACCGUGCAGGCUGCAAAUGGUGGUGAACAACUUGAAAUACAAGUCCCAAUUGAGAAGGUUGGUUUAAUCAUUGGAAAAGGUGGAGAGACAAUCAGAAACUUGCAGACAAGAUCAGGGGCACGCAUUCAGUUGAUACAACAAAAUCUUUCCGAUGGAGAUCAAUCUAGGGAGAGGACGGUCCGUGUGACUGGUAAUAAGAAGCAAAUUGAGACUGCAAGAGAAAUGAUCAAAGAUGUCAUGAAUCAGACCAUGAGGCCAUCACCCCUCUCCAGUGGAUACAACCAGCAGGGUUAUCGCCCACGUGGACCUGUUGCGCCACAAUGGGGACCUCGUGGUCCCCAUCAUGCGCAAUUCUCUGGUUAUGAUUAUCCACAAAGAGGACCAUAUCCUUCUCAGAAUUCACAAUAUCCACCUCCAUCAUAUGGUAAUUAUCCGCCGCCACAGGCUCCGAGAAGCAAUUAUGGUCCAAGUUGGGAGCAAAGGCCUCCGGCUUCAAUGCAUGGGCCCUCACCUCAGAGCAACUACAACUAUGGGCAGCAGCAAGGUCCAGAUUAUGGGCAUCCACCUUAUUCUCAAACUCCUGCCCAACCCUUUGGACAUGGAUACAACGAGGCUAAAUAUGAUCACCAUGCUUCCUCCCAACAUUUUGGGCACAUGGGUUCUCAGCCAACACCAUACACGCAAGGUGGUACACAUUCAGGGUAUGGUCCACAGGACCAAUAUGGUAAGCCACCCAUGUACGGCAUGCAGCCACAAGUACCUCAUUCGCAACCCUAUGGUCAGCCUAGGCCUAAUCAACCUGGAGAAGUGCCUUAUCAAGGUCCAGGUUCAUCAGCUCAAUCAUAUGGUCAAAAUGUGCCAUCUCAACAGUCCUACCCCUAUGCAUCAAGUGGGUCAAUGCAACAAAGCUAUCCUCUCUAUGGGUCUGCACCCACUACUGAUGGAUAUGGUCAUACUCCUGCCACAGCAUCUGCUUCUGGUUAUCCUCCUCAAGGUGGUCAGCCGGUUGCUGGGUAUGGUCAGCCUGGAGCUCAACAGCCGCCUGCAUACCCUCAGACAGGACCUGCAGGGGGUUAUGGUUCAUAUCCAACAGCUCAGCCUGGUUAUGCCGAACAACCAGCUACCAGCAAUGCAACAUAUGGGUAUCAAGGGCCUGCAGAUCCGGCUUAUGGUGCAGCCCAAGGUCCUGCUGCUUAUCCUGCGACUGCUGCUGGGCAGUCUGGUUAUGCUCAACCAUCUCAAACUCAGCCUGGCUAUGAUCAGGCCGGUGGUUAUGGAAACGUACCCGCACCAGCUGGGUAUGGAAAAAGUGUGUCACCCCAAGCUGCAUAUGCACAAUAUGAUUCUAGUCAGAUGUAUGGUGCACAUCGUUGAUUUUGUCUAUUAAAAUGAUCCAAUGAGGGUAGAAUGGACUUUAGUAGCUAUGUCCUUUUCUUUUAGUGGUUAAGUUCCGUUAUGCUGACAGGGGUGCCUGUAAGAACAUUUUAAUGAUGCUAUUUGGAUUUAGACUGUUAAUUAGUUAAAAGACUUGUAAACGAUGAUCUUGCUGACUACAUUAAUCCUGCCUUUGGGUGCACUUUGCUGUAUUUGUACUCUUAGUUUAGUCAUGAUUGAUGUCUUCUCA